This is a messenger RNA of Physeter macrocephalus (sperm whale), 2034 nucleotides long. RefSeq names its product voltage dependent anion channel 3 (gene VDAC3). The coding region runs from base 119 to 970 and encodes 283 amino acids. The record is from RefSeq and is a predicted model, not a curated record. Gene Ontology annotation, molecular function: voltage-gated monoatomic anion channel activity. Gene Ontology annotation, cellular component: mitochondrial outer membrane. Gene Ontology annotation, biological process: monoatomic anion transmembrane transport. NCBI's taxonomy places the organism in Eukaryota, Metazoa, Chordata, Mammalia, Artiodactyla, Physeteridae. The transcript is spliced from 9 exons.
CGGGCCCGCGGGCGGGGUCGGCGGGGACCGGCUCCUCGGGUGAUGGACCGUCGCGCCGCCACCUGCUUGCGCCCGGCCGGCCCUCAGGACUCUCCGGGCGUGAGGCCGGACGGGAGAUAUGUGUAACACACCGACUUACUGUGACCUAGGAAAGGCUGCCAAGGAUGUCUUCAACAAAGGAUAUGGAUUUGGCAUGGUCAAAAUAGAUCUGAGAACCAAGUCAUGUAGUGGAGUGGAAUUUUCUACUUCUGGUCAUGCUUACACUGAUACAGGGAAAGCAUCAGGCAACCUAGAGACCAAAUACAAGAUUUGUAACUAUGGACUGACCUUCACCCAAAAGUGGAACACAGACAAUACUCUUGGGACAGAAAUCUCUUUGGAGAAUAAGUUGGCUGAAGGGUUGAAACUGACUCUUGAUACCAUAUUUGUACCGAACACAGGAAAGAAGAGUGGGAAAUUGAAGGCCUCCUAUAAACGGGAUUGUUUCAGUCUUGGCAGUAAUGUUGAUAUAGAUUUUUCUGGACCAACCAUCUAUGGCUGGGCUGUGUUGGCCAUUGAAGGUUGGCUUGCUGGCUAUCAGAUGAGUUUUGACACAGCCAAAUCCAAACUGUCACAGAAUAAUUUCGCCCUGGGUUACAAGGCUGCAGACUUCCAGCUGCACACUCACGUGAACGAUGGCACUGAAUUUGGAGGGUCGAUCUACCAGAAGGUGAACGAGAAGAUUGAAACGUCAAUAAACCUUGCGUGGACGGCUGGCAGUAACAACACCCGUUUCGGCAUCGCCGCUAAGUACAAGCUGGAUUGUAGAACUUCUCUAUGUGCUAAAGUGAAUAAUGCCAGCCUGAUUGGACUGGGUUAUACUCAGACCCUUCGACCAGGAGUGAAACUGACCCUGUCAGCUCUAAUCGAUGGAAAGAACUUCAGUGCAGGAGGGCACAAGGUCGGGCUGGGAUUUGAACUAGAAGCUUAAUGUGGUUUUGAAUAAAGCAUCAGCUUUGUCCCUGGAGGUGAAGAGAAAUGAACCCACUAUGUUUUGGCCUUAAAAUUCUUCUGUGAAAUUUCAAAAGUGUGAACUUUUUAUUCUUCCAAAGAAUUGUAAUCCUUCUCACACUGAAGCCUAGAUAUCGAGCCCAGCCUAAGGGAGGUGUGCUUGAAGGCAUGCCCGGAAGUCGUCAUGUUCGUGCCACAUUUCAGUUCAAUUCCGCAGUGUUAUUUUCAAUGUGUUGCUCAGCGACAGUAUAGUGUCAUGUUACAAAGGAGAUGACCCGACCCUCCAGUUGUCCAUCACGUCCUGCAUGUCCCACACCACUUUUUCAUGACCUUGUAAUAUACUGGUCUCUGUGCGGUAGUGGAAUCUUUCGUUUUGCAGCAGAGUAAAAUAAAAUAAACCCAUCACAUUUGGAACAUAAUUGUUCAUCUCACUUGCCAGUGCUGGUUUCUUAUAUUUGGUGGGAUUGAUUUUGUUGUGAAAAGCACUCAUCCGUGGGAUUUGUGUCUGAAUCAUCUGUGCUGCUGCCCGUCCCGCCACUCCUGCUCACCGCCCUCCUGCUGCUCUUCUGCGGUCAGGCCGAGUUGUCAAACAGUGCGUUUUGUUCUGGGGGGUUAGAAGCACGUCUGCUGAGGUCCUUGCUACCUGUUGCGGUGUGAGAGACUAUAUCCUGUCGGUAGUUUUGUAAAGCUGCUGAGGGAGAGUGAGCGUGUGAGUGGAUGAAAAGAGGGCAAAGGAAAGAGUACAAUUGGGGGAAAUGCUGCCAGGGAGAGGCUGGUGGGAGGGGUCACGGCUGGACGGGUUGCAUCCGUGGCCCCCCCCGGGCCUCAGGACAAUGCUUUUGAUGACUAGAUCUAGAAGAAUGAUGGCCAGUGGAUGGAAAUAGCAGUUUAGAAAAGAAAUGAGUAGACUGAUGUUUUCAGGGCUUAUUGGUAAAUCAUCUUUCUAAGAGUAGAGCUCCUUUUGAAAAUUUUUUUUUUUUAACAAAAUAUGUGCUGGUUGCUACAGAUUCAGUCAGUGUAAGCAUAAAUAAAAGUGAAAAUUCC